UUUGACCCAAAUAAGAUUCCGUAGAACAGAGCUGCUUGUUUUGAGUCAAGCUAGGUUUCUCCCACGGUUCUUUGUAGUUUCGGGACAUUUUUAAGAGAGUUUGAGGUCACGUUUUUGGUAUUUAAAUGAUUCAUAUUUACGUAGAGUUUAUAGCCAAAGACAAGGUUUUCGCGGAAAACCCGUGUCGGGGGGACUUUUAUGUUGGUAACUUUGCUAGCAAAGCUAGCCAGUAAUGAUCGCAUCUUUUUAUCCGCAAAGUCUAAACCACAUUUCCAUGUAGUUUUUGACAACGUAUCCACCUUCCAUGCUUUAUUUAGAAUUUAAACUGUGAUUAAAGUGUGCACACUUCAAAGUUUCCGUUUAUUUUCGUUAGCUGAGUUCGGGUUGGACUCCGAAAAAUGACCAGCAGUUCCUGACCCGCACAGACCGUCACAUUCAGCAGCUCAGACUCAAGGUUUCACUCCGGGUGACCCAUGCUUUCUGAUGAGCUGGACUCCAAACCAGAGCUGCUGGUGCAGUUUGUCCAGAACGCCUCCAUCCGGCUGGUGCAGAGUCUGGAGGAGUCGGAGUCCAAACACCCCUGCCUGCCUCCUCUGGCUCCGGCUGAGGGCCCCCUCUGCGCUCCUCUGGAGCUCACAGACGGAGGUUUAGGCCAUGAGUCUGGGACCCCCGUCUCCCUGUCGGGGUUCGGGUGCCAGUCCGAGCCGAGCGCGCUGGUCGUGCACUCUCAACCGCGGACCUCGCCCAGCCCUCCAGCCAUUCUGCACGACCUGCAGCAGCCGGACAGCAGCUCCUACGUUCUGCUGAACCUCGCUAAAGGCAUCACAGCCUCUGAGGAGUCUCUGCUCUUCACCACAGACGGAGGCGAGGAGGAUGAAGACGAGGGCGUCUCCCCGGGGGACUACGGCGUGGACGGCAACGCUCCCUGGUAUCUGCGGGUGCAGGAACUCGCCCACGACAGCCUGAUUGCCGCCACGCGGGCACAGCUGGCCAAAGAUGCUAGAGCGAGCCAGGACAGCAGAGCUGCAGGCGUCGGCAACGGCGACCACACGCACAGUCUGCUGGCAGACGGGGACAAGCAGGAGGCGCCGUCUCGUACCAGCCUCCCGCUGGGCAAGCAGAUCCUGCGCUGCUCGUUCGAGGGCUGCUGCAGGACGUUCACCUGGCCGGCCCACCUCAAGUACCACCUCAAAACGCACAGGAACGACCGCAUGUUCAGGUGCAGCGCUGAAGGCUGCGGGAAGAGCUUCUACGUGCUGCAGAGGCUGCAGGUCCACAUGAGGACCCACAACGGAGAGAAGCCCUUCAUCUGCAAGGAGAAGAACUGUGGGAAGAAGUUCACCACGGCGGGGAACCUGAAGAACCACAGACGCAUACACACAGGAGAGAAGCCGUUUCUGUGCGAGACCGACGGAUGUGGGCGGUCCUUCGCCGAGUACUCCAGCCUCAGAAAACACAUGCUGGUGCAUUCUGGUGAGAAGCCUCACCUGUGCGGGAUCUGCGGGAAGACCUUCUCUCAGUCGGGAAGCAGAAACGUCCACAUGAGGAAAAGGCACGGGGAGGAGGGGCUUGGCGACGGCGGCGGCAGAGAAACAGGUUCCUGUCUCACUCAGUCAGUGUCCGACACCUGCAGAGGAGCUGCUGGUUGGAGCUCAGGAGAGGCUCUGACACAAAGCAGCCUGCUGGAGGCAGACGGUGAGAAUGGAGGCGGUAUGGUCGCCAUGGCAACACCGGUGGAAGCCAUGAGUCUUCAUCACGCCAUGCUGAGAUCGCCAGGUUCUGCAGACUCCGUGGUGGUCCUCUCUCAGCCGCACGAACUGGUGGCGAUGACCGCCGAGGGCCACGCUUACGCCGAGGACGUGGUUGCUCUGCUGUAGCCCCGCCCGCAUCGUGAUUAACCCCUCCCCCCCGCUGGAUGGAUUCGGAACGUUUUACAAACAUCUGUACAUAUUUGGGUGCUUUUAUUUUGGCGAGUUUGUACAAAAACACCCCCCCCCCCCCCCUCCAGGUUUUGGUGAAAAACUUCCAAAGAAAAACGGAUGACGGGUUUAAGAGAAACGUAAUCGAUGAAGAAAAACCUCAAUGACAUUUAACUGUACCAGACACACAGUGUGUAUAUAGAUGCUAUGAGAAAAACUGCCAGUUUUGUGUAUAAAUACUAUAAAUAACGA
Messenger RNA from Oryzias latipes (Japanese medaka), 2171 nucleotides. RefSeq names its product zinc finger protein 410 (gene znf410). The record is from RefSeq and is a predicted model, not a curated record. Gene Ontology annotation, biological process: regulation of transcription by RNA polymerase II. NCBI's taxonomy places the organism in Eukaryota, Metazoa, Chordata, Actinopteri, Beloniformes, Adrianichthyidae. Gene Ontology annotation, molecular function: DNA-binding transcription factor activity, RNA polymerase II-specific; RNA polymerase II cis-regulatory region sequence-specific DNA binding. Gene Ontology annotation, cellular component: chromatin; transcription regulator complex; PcG protein complex.